UCAGGGUUUAGUUCCUUCAAAGCUAUUAGUAUUUUUAUAUUUCUUUUGCAGUGUAACAUGAUUGAUCAGGAUGUGUAAGCUAUCUUUGGGUUGUUGGGUUUUGAGGUUUUUUUGUCUCUAAUUUUUUGUAAGUUCUCGGCUGCAUUUUGUACAGGUGUUCCACAACAGAUUAUUUAGGUGUAAGCCAAUUACUCCUAACUGCAGAAUGACACUGCAUUCCUGGGUCAGCUGGGUCCCCAGACCUCCUGUGUUGAGUGCAGAAGUUUAAACAGAAAAUUCUGUUUGUGCAUUGGAGCUCCACACAGUCCAAAUAUAUACUGUUGCAGGGUAUUCUGCAAGGUGGAGCUUUGUACCACAGACCUAACUUAGGAGUAUGAUUUUGGUGAUGAGGCCAGAAGUGCAGGUCCACUUUGUAAGUAUGUGAGUAAUGCAUAAGGCUAGAGAAAGAAGUAAUUUUCACGAAUUAAGACCUCAUUCUAGUUACAUUGAUACAAAUAAGAUAAUUAACGAAUCAAAGUUGUGGAGGGAUCUCAUCUUGAUUCAGUGAAAACCAGAGAUAAAAUACAUUAAGCCUUUCUCCAGUGUUAUCUGUGUGUAGUUGAGGUAAUGAUAUAGAAUGUUUUGGUAACUCAAAUGUUGUUAUUACUUCUUCCACAUAGUUUACAGUUAAUGGCAUAUUCUGAUCUCUUCCAGAUGUUUCUUACAGUGUACCUCAGCAAUAAUGAACAACACUUCACUGAAGUUCCAGUUACCCCAGAAACCACUUGCAGAGAUGUGGUGGAUUUGUGUAAAGAGCCUGGUGAAACUGAAUGUCAUCUGGCUGAAGUGUGGUGUGGCUCAGAGCGCCCUGUAGCUGAUAAUGAGCGCAUGCUGGAUCUUUUGCAGCGCUAUGGAGUCCAGAGAAAUGAGGUUCGGUUCUUUCUUCGCCAUGAACGCCCUCCUAAUCGGGAAAAUGGCAGUGGAUCACGACUGCAGGAUCCAAGCUUGAAGAGAAAUGGUGUGAAAAUGCCUGGUGAACGAAGAAUAGAGAAUGGAAUUAAUGCUCCUCGGAUGGAUAUGACUCUGGCUGAACUGCAGGAAAUGGCAUCACGACAACAGCAACAAAUAGAGGCUCAACAGCAAUUGCUAGCUAACAAGGAGCAGCGUUUAAAAUUUCUGAAACAGCAGGAUCAGCAGCAGCAGCAGCAAGCUGCAGAACAGGAAAAACUCAAAAAGUUAAAAGAAAUUGCUGAGAAUCAAGAAGCUAAGUUGAAGAAAGUAAGAGCUCUCAAAGGCCAUGUGGAGCAGAAACGACUCAGUAAUGGGAAACUAGUGGAGGAGAUUGAGCAGAUGAACAGUUUGUUCCAGCAAAAACAGCGAGAACUGGUACUGGCUGUGUCAAAGGUAGAGGAACUUACCAGGCAAUUGGAGAUGUUGAAGAAUGGCCGAAUUGAUGGUUACCACGACAACCAGUCUGCUGUAGCUGAACUUGACCGCCUCUACAAGGAGCUUCAGUUGAGGAACAAACUGAACCAGGAGCAGAAUGCCAAGCUGCAGCAACAGAGGGACUGUUUAAACAAACGAAACUCAGAGGUGGCAGUUAUGGAUAAGCGUGUUAAUGAGCUAAGGGAACGACUGUGGAAGAAAAAGGCAGCACUACAGCAAAAGGAGAAUGUACCGGUGCCUUCAGAUGGCAAUCAGCCACAACCAGUGGUGUCGACUCCAAGUCGAGUGGCAGCUGUUGGUCCUUACAUCCAGUCCUCCACCAUGCCACGUAUUGCCUCAAGGAAUGAACCUUUGGUGAAACCAGCCUUUCCAGAUGGGACUUUAACCUUACAGGCUGCAGAUGGUCCAUUGAAAACCCAAACUCUUCCAAAUAUGAGGGCUGGAGUUCUUUCACAAAUGAAAGCUCCUGGAACUACACCUGCUGGUUCAAAACCUCCACUUGCUAUCAAUGACUGGAAUAAUGCAGCUGCUGAUAACUUGAUCAACCAAGGGCUAACUUCCUCAGCAACAAAAGCCAAUGGUAGCAAUGAAGGGCUGGCUGGGGAUGGAGAAGUUCCUCUUAGAGAAAGAGAGAAGAAAGUACGUCCCUUUUCCAUGUUUGAUUCUGUUGAAUCCAAUGCCAGUACUACAACGCCCACAACAGGUAUACUACGAAAAAACCAGAGUAGUGAAGACCUCUUGCGUGAUGGCCAGAUGGGUGCUAAAAAUGUGGCAAAAGUACCACCACCUGUUCCCACCAAACCAAAACAGAUCAAUUUACCUUACUUUGGUCAAGCCACUCAGCUGUCCCCUCCAGAUGUUAAGUCUGAUGGUAAUGUCCAGAAGUUGCCUCUGACAAUUGCAGCUGUGGGAAGCAAACAGAAACCACCAACCUCACUGACACCACCAGGAUCUCAGCAGGUUCAGCAAAGAAUUUGUGUGUCCCCAAGUGGCCCUGCCACUAACCCGGAUUUGACUCUUCCUAAGCAAGAAAGCCCUCCUGCAGCAGCUGUGAGACCUUUCACCCCACAGCCAACAAAAGAGGCCCCUCCACCGCCUUUCCGAAAGCCGCAGACUGUGGCUGCAAGUUCAAUCUACAGCAUGUACACAAAACAGCAGACUCCCGGAAAGAACUUUCAGCAGGCAGUGCAGAGUGCCCUGACAAGGGCACAAACCAGAGGACCGCAUUUUCCAAGUGUGUAUGGGAAGCCAGUUAUUGCUGGAGCUGGUACUCCAAAUCAACAGCAGCAGAUGGAGAAUGUGUAUUCAAAUACUCAAGGCAAGCCAGCCAGUCCAGAGCCUGAAAUGGAGAUUACAGCCUCAGCCAGUGAAAAUAACGAAACAGAACGUAUUCCUCGUCCACUCAGUCCAACAAAGCUUUUGCCUUUCUUGUCAAAUCCUUACAGAAAUCAAAGUGAUGCAGAUCUGGAGGCUCUUCGGAAGAAGCUGUCCAAUGCACCAAGACCACUGAAGAAACGUAGUUCCAUUACUGAGCCAGAGGGUCCUAAUGGCCCCAAUAUUCAGAAACUUUUGUACCAAAGAACAACUCUGGCUGCUAUGGAGACAAUUUCAGCACCAUCAUACCCAUCAAAGCAAGCCUCACCAGCCAUUACGGAGAGCUCAGUUGAAGUCCCAAACCCUUACCUAAGCACAGAAGCAGUGAAAGAAGUGGUUCCUAUACCACCUGAGCCAGCUAUUGCAGAGGAGGCAGAAAACCCAAAAACUGAUCAGAACACAAGUUCUUUGCCUUCACCAGGACUAGAUAGGGUUCCUGAAAUGACAUCUGACAACACUCCUCUUACUCAGCCUGAAAUGGAAGAACCCAGUCUAGAUGUGCCCUUGCCCAUAGAAAUGUACAUGGAAGAAUAUCCUCCCUACCCACCACCACCUUAUCCUUCAGGAGAACCAGAGAGUUUUGGAGAGGACUCAUUUAGUAUGCGACCACCCGAAGUCACUGGGCAGUUCUCUUUACCACCUGGGAAAAGAACAAACUUACGCAAAGCGGGCUCAGACAGGAUUUCCCAUGGAAUGCGAGUGAAAUUCAAUCCCCUUGCUCUGCUCCUAGAUUCCUCUCUUGAGGGAGAAUUUGACCUUGUACAGCGAAUCAUUUAUGAGGUUGAAGAUCCUAGUUUGCCCAAUGAUGAGGGCAUCACUGCGCUGCACAAUGCUGUAUGUGCUGGUCACACAGAGAUUGUGAAAUUCCUGGUACAGUUUGGUGUAAAUGUAAAUGCUGCAGAUAGUGAUGGAUGGACACCACUGCAUUGUGCAGCAUCUUGCAAUAAUGUCCAAGUCUGCAAAUUCCUAGUGGAAUCAGGUGCUGCUGUGUUUGCCACAACCUACAGUGACUUGCAGACUGCAGCAGACAAGUGUGAAGAAAUGGAAGAAGGCUAUACGCAGUGUUCGCAGUUUCUCUAUGGAGUACAAGAAAAAAUGGGAAUAAUGAACAAAGGAGUGGUUUAUGCUCUCUGGGACUAUGAAGCUCAGAAUGAUGAUGAACUGUCCAUGAAAGGAGGAGACUGCAUGACAGUACUUCACCGGGAAGAUGAAGAAGAAAUAGAGUGGUGGUGGGCACAGCUAAGUGACAAAGAAGGCUAUGUUCCACGCAAUUUACUUGGGCUUUACCCAAGAAUUAAGCCGAGACAAAGAAGCCUAGCAUGAAAACAUUUGGAAACAAUCUUCUGAAGUACAAGCCAGAAUGAUUCUGUCUUUUUUCUAGAAAACAAUGUGUUCUUUUAGUAUUGAAGCCAGUUUCAUUAAACGUAGUUCUAUGAAAUUGUGAUAUGAAAGCAACACUAUGCUGUGAAACAGAUGAAGGAUAGACUGCAUUCACAAAUGGUGGAAGAUACUCUUCAAUCUGGGAUGCUACUUUCAAGCAAAUGGAGUUGGCUUCAUCCAGGCCAGCUAUGCCUCAUCGGCAAUCACUGCCUGCUCUGCUUCUACAAAUGGCUUUCCCUGUGCUCCCUUUGUCAUGUACCAUCAAGAGAGAAUCCGAUCAUUAGUCAGUCGCUGUUCUUAAGCUCCUGCAUUCCCUCCUUUAGAAACUAGGCCAAUUAUAAAUCAGCAAUGCUAUUUAUAUAAAAACUAUUAAUGAACAUUCUGCGUAUGAAAUAUGUCUUAGUAGCAGAGCUAACAGUAUGAAUGCAUCUUAACAUAAAGAACCUAAACCAGUUCUUUGAGCAAUAACUUAAAGUGCAGUAGCAUUUUAAAGUUCCAAAGUAUUUGAAAUAUAUGCUAUAUCACAGAUAAUGUAGUUUGUAGUGUUUUUUUAAUGUCUGUCUUUUGUAACUUGGAUAGUAAAUGUAGAAAUGUGUGUAGCCCCUCCCCCAUAUCUCACAAAGUUUGUUAUAACUUUUUAUUCAUAACUGUGAUUAAAUUUUUUUCUUCAGAAAUACCAA
Molecule: messenger RNA, 4859 nt
Organism: Varanus komodoensis (Komodo dragon)
Lineage: Eukaryota; Metazoa; Chordata; Lepidosauria; Squamata; Varanidae
Gene: TP53BP2
Product: tumor protein p53 binding protein 2
Exons: 17
Coding region: 634-4122 (1162 amino acids)
Biological process (GO): regulation of apoptotic process
Cellular component (GO): nucleus
Molecular function (GO): p53 binding
Source: RefSeq, a predicted model, not a curated record